Molecule: messenger RNA, 2706 nt
Organism: Megalobrama amblycephala (Wuchang bream)
Lineage: Eukaryota; Metazoa; Chordata; Actinopteri; Cypriniformes; Xenocyprididae
Gene: parietopsin
Product: parietopsin
Exons: 2
Coding region: 662-2380 (572 amino acids)
Biological process (GO): G protein-coupled receptor signaling pathway
Cellular component (GO): photoreceptor outer segment; membrane
Molecular function (GO): G protein-coupled receptor activity
Source: RefSeq, a predicted model, not a curated record
GUUUAUUAUUGACUUUGUCAGUUAUAGGCAUAACAUGAAAAUAAGAAUUUUAAUAUUGAUGCAUUCACCUAAAAUAUAUGAAAAGCACAUUAAAAAACAAAAUAAAUAAUAGCCCAUUUUCUACACACAUGCCAAAAUGAUUAAAAUGCAGAGCAGUAAUUUGACAAGGUUAAAAGUGAGCAUCUUAAUCCCAGAUUUAGAGAUAGGACUAAACCCUUUCCCAAAUUAAGCUCCUCAAAAUAAGAUUACUGAUUGCUAUGACAACAAGAGCAUAAACAACAGCCUUAAUAAGAUAUCUGUUCUAAUUAGGACUAUUCUAUUCUACAAGCAGCUAAAUAAAACCUUAGUGGCUGAAAUAAAGGGGAAAAUAAUUAAAAUCGCCCCUUGUGCUGUAAUUGACAAUAUUGUUCCGGUCUGGAGAUGUCAUCUAGGAACUAGCAAAUUGCCUAAAACAAAAAAAGUAUCCCUGGUGACCAUCAACCCUGCAGGGUGUUAAUUGAAAAACGCAAACAAAUGGAGAGCCAUGGUAAUGAUGAGGGUUAAAAUAAAGGGGUUUAUUACCUCAGACUCAAAAAGCAGGAGGCACGAGAUGGAGUAAAAGCUACAACUUUAUCAAAAUAGAAUGUUAAAAGAUAUGGAAUUAGCCGUUAUUUGACUGGAAAUGAGAAGCAAUUUCACCGUUGUUUGGGGACAAGUGAACAACACAUGGCAAGACACUAUAGAAGUUGCAUUUGUAGCUGCCAAUUGUCUAGUUUUGUUGGUCACUUUAAACGUCGGAGUUCUCGCAAACUUGUUCGUGGCGUGGGCCGUACACCACCAGAAGUCGCUCCAGACGUCCAACAACGCUCUCCUGGUGAAUCUGGCCGUUAUUGACAUCUUGCGAUGCGCUAUUGAUUGCCCAUUGCUCCUCAGCAUUGUUUUGAGCGCGCGAGACCUCGGACUGCUGUUCUGCAGCGCGCAGAUCGCGUCGUUUUCUCUCAUCUGUUGCGUACAGUUGCUCACGCUCGCGUGCAUCAGCGCCGAGCGAUAUCAAGCCAUCGCACAUCCGUUUAAAAGUGCCGAGCGUAGAAAACGGAUAACAGUGUGGAUUCUCCUGACCUGGCUGGUUCCGAUCUCCAUAUCGGUCAUUUGCGUGAUAUUUGCGAAAGACUCGCCGGUGUACGUAAGAUGCAGAGGUCUGCGGAUGGAGACUUUCGACUCUUACGACACGUUUGGACUUUAUAUUUUGACUCCCGUCUGGUGCGUUUGUUUGACGGUCAUCAUUGGAUUCUACGGCCGCAUUUUCCUUCUAGUAAGAGCGCACGGGCGGAAAAUAUUCGACAAGGGUUCGUUUCCACCAGAUAAGAAGAAAGAGGAUAAAAAACAAGAGGAAACAAAGACUAACAUUAAAAGUGAUACAGAAAAUCCACAGACAAUGGAUAAUGGUACUUUAAAACCGAAUGAUAAAGAGCAGAAUCCAUUGGAUUUGCAUCCAACAUCUGAGGAACUUCCCACAACUCUGACUGACUGCUUAGAUAUAAAUGAACCAGAGAUUGUGACUGAAAAAUCCAGAGAAGUCGCUUUCAAAGAUGAAACACCACAGGUUCUAGAAGGUAUUGUGGACCACCGAGAUACUUCUCCAUUAGAUUCUUCUCUAUCAGCUAAUGAAGAAGUUGGUGUUGUUACUGUUGGAGAAGUUUCUGGAGGAUCAACUAAUGGAGAAGGUGGCGAAGAAGACCCAAUUGACCAUCGAGAUACAACUUCAGAAACUUCCCCAUCAACUAAUGAAGUUGGUGCUGUAGAGUCCAGCACACACCAAGUUACUGAUGGAGAAUUUUCUGGAGGAUCAACUAGUGGAGAAGAUGGUGAAGAAGACUCAACUUCAGAAACUUCUCCAUCAUCUAACGAAGAUGGAACUGUUGAGUCAAGUGCUCCACAAGAUACUACAGAAACUACUGGAGAAGAAGGUGCUGAAGAGCAAAGUUCUCCUCAAGAAACGGCUGCAGAAUCUUCUCCAGCACCAACUGGAGAAACCACAGCUGCUCCACAGGAGGAGGAGGAGGAGGUGGCGGGUGCCGUCUGUAUGAUGCCGUCCCUCGCUCAGAGGGAAAGAGGAAAUGCCAAGAAGGAGAGCAAACUGGCCAAGCGCUCUGGAUACAUCAUCUUCACCUUCCUCAUAUUUUGGAUCCCGCUGAUUGCGACAGUGGUCUUGAAUCACUUCUAUUAUCGAGAUGGCAAUCUAACAGUGGAGGUUUUUCAGGAGCUGGAGAUUUUAACAGUGUCUUUGGUCUGCACGACAUCCCUCACUAACCCCAUCAUCUACGCAGCGGUCAAUCCUCAGUUCCGCACAGAGUUUCACAAUCUGAAGAUGAAAUGGAAAGCGUUUUUUAGACGUUCAUAGAGUUUAUACUGUUUUGACUUUUACUUGUGGGGUCAUCAGAGCUUUGAACCCACUAUGCCAAACACUACUGUCUGAUGUUGACUGACAAUUUGUGUUUGUUCGCUGUUUAUUUGUGUUUCACAAACUGAAUUAGGUGAUGCUUUCUUAAAUCUUAAGAUAUGCUAAGACUGUUAUUUGAAUGAAAUAGACACCAUAAUGCAUUUAAGUAAUGUUUUAGGCAGCUGUAUUUUGGUACCUUUAAAAUCCAGUAUAUUCUAGUAGAUUAUAUUUUAUAAAACAAUGUUCAACUUUAACCUUUUAAAAAAUAAUAAAAGGUAAAAACAGUA